Messenger RNA from Bufo gargarizans (Asiatic toad), 2318 nucleotides. RefSeq names its product potassium inwardly rectifying channel subfamily J member 14 (gene KCNJ14). Gene Ontology annotation, molecular function: inward rectifier potassium channel activity. Gene Ontology annotation, biological process: regulation of monoatomic ion transmembrane transport; potassium ion import across plasma membrane. Gene Ontology annotation, cellular component: plasma membrane. The coding region runs from base 341 to 1681 and encodes 446 amino acids. Lineage: Eukaryota; Metazoa; Chordata; Amphibia; Anura; Bufonidae. The record is from RefSeq and is a predicted model, not a curated record. The transcript is spliced from 3 exons.
ACUGACAGUCAUACAAGGGGCUGCCUGACAGGACAGAGAACACUUCCUAAAAUAAGGGAGGCUUUUCUUCUUUUCUUCUUUCUUUUUUUUAAUAAAUCCAAGAUGCCCGAACAAAUGAGGAACUUUCCUAAGCAUUUAUCAAGCUGCAGAGAACAUUGGUGAAUUAAAGAAAUCAUCUGAAACCCUGAAGAAAAGCAUUCAGUCAGCAAAGGAGUCAAUCAGGAUGAGAUCUCCAGUAAUUCCAGGUUUGGUUAAAAGUUCUGCAUCAUGAACGUUUUGUGCCUUUGAAACUUCUGAAGACCUGAUUUUCAGAUCAACCCUGCAAUCUCCCAACCACUGGAUGGGGAGCACCACCAUUCUCCCUCGUGGUGCCCUAGCCAUGGGGGUAGCCCGUGCCAUUCGCCGAUUCAGCACAGAAAUCCCUGAUCCACUCCGUGAAGAAGAAGAAUCAGGACUAACUCAGGGUAUGAGACCAACCCCCUAUCGUAAUGGAAAAGUACACACAAGGCCUGUCCGUCAGCGCAGCCGCUUUGUACAGAAAGAUGGCCAUUGCAAUAUAGAAUUUAUUAAUCUCAGUGAGAAGAGCCAACGAUACCUGACUGACCUUUUUACCACAUGUGUGGAUAUUCGCUGGAGGUGGAUGUUUCUCAUAUUUUCCUUUACUUUUGUAGUUUCCUGGCUCAUUUUUGGCUUCUCUUUCUGGCUUAUUGCCUCAAUGCAUGGGGACUUGGCUCCACCACCUGAACCAGGCUCAGAGGAAACCCCUCUGCCUCCAUGUUUUUUACAAGUCACCAGCUUCAUGGCAGCCUUUCUUUUUUCCUUAGAAACUCAAACUUCCAUUGGCUAUGGAUUUCGAAGUGUUACAGAGGAAUGCCCGUUAGCAGUAUUGACAGUGGUACUGCAGUGCAUUGUGGGAUGCAUUAUUGAUGCCUUCAUAAUUGGAGCCAUCAUGGCAAAAAUUGCUAAACCUAAAAAGAGAAAUGAAACUCUUGUGUUCUCAGAAAAUGCAGUAAUUGCUUUAAGAGACGGCAAAUUGUGUCUCAUGUGGAGAGUUGCAAAUCUUCGGAAAAGCCAUUUAGUAGAAGCACAUGUACGAGCGCAGCUCCUGCAGCCGAGAGUCACCCCUGAAGGAGAAUACCUUCCACUGGACCAUACAGAUAUCAAUGUUGGAUUUGACAAUGGUACAGACAGAAUAUUCUUGGUAUCUCCAGUCACCAUUGUUCACGAAAUUGAUGAAGAAAGCCCUUUGUAUGAGUAUGGCAAGGCAGAUUUGGAAACUGCCAACUUUGAGUUGGUAGUCAUCCUAGAAGGCAUGGUGGAGGCUACAGCAAUGACUACACAGUGUCGGAGUUCUUAUCUUCCCUCAGAGAUCCUAUGGGGUUGUAGGUUUGAACCAGUCCUAUUUGAGAAACGUAAUCACUAUGAGGUGGACUACCUACACUUUCAUCGCACGUAUGAAGUCACAAAUACACCCAUAUGUAGCGCCAAAGAGCUUUCUGAAAGGAAAUACUCAAUGGUGGCUAAUAGUUCAUUCUGCUAUGAGAAUGAAGUGGCUCUUACCUGCAUCUGUGAUGAGGAACAAUCUGCCCUUGUGGACACAAAAUCCUUGAAUCAGGAGGUUUCACUUGAGUUAGACAUGCUUAGGGUUGUGGAUCCCUUAGAAGAAAUAUUUCUAACAUGAUUUGCUGGGUGAUUCUACUUUGACCAUUAAUGGGUGAGGAUUGAGGGUGAAAAUGGAGAUUGGAACUCACCAUCUCAUGGAAAUAUAUUUGCAGGAGAAUACAUCUUUUUACUCCUUCUUUUACGGUAUGUGACAAAAAGGCUUUUUGGUCACAGGGAAAGUAAUUUUUAUCUGAACAAAGGAUUUGAAUUAUCUAAACAAAGCUCCCUUUGGUAUUUCUUUGCCAGCAGCUUUGUGAAAGUGGUCACAACCUUAAUGACAAGUCAAUCAAAAUUAUUUGCUUUCUGAUACUAGAUUGCUAUCUUUCUUUUCCUUCUUUUAAAAAAUGCUGCUUAUUCUUUGUUUGGUGAUCCUGAGUAGCCAAUAAUUUAUUACUCACAUGUAAUACAAGUUGUAACUAUGGGACAAAGAAAGUAUCAGCAAAGUCGGCUUACUAUGAAAUUCUCAUAACCAUGACUAGUGUGUCUUGUUCUGACUAGGGCACCUUAUUGACUUCUAUGAAGUGUAGAAACACAAGCCGCUUUGAAUAUCAUGUAAACAUUUGCUGAGAAGUACAAUUCAACGAAGUUUGAAAGCCAAAUAAAACCAAAUGCAACAUUGAAACUUUAAAGGGAACCAGUCACCUGCAAAACACAUA